Molecule: messenger RNA, 1612 nt
Organism: Brachypodium distachyon (stiff brome)
Lineage: Eukaryota; Viridiplantae; Streptophyta; Magnoliopsida; Poales; Poaceae
Product: G-type lectin S-receptor-like serine/threonine-protein kinase At1g34300
Exons: 2
Coding region: 19-1422 (467 amino acids)
Biological process (GO): protein phosphorylation
Molecular function (GO): ATP binding; protein kinase activity
Source: RefSeq, a predicted model, not a curated record
GGGAGGUAUUUCAGGCACAUGGUACGGAGUAUACGACAAUACGACCGGCCUCGACUCUCUCUCACUUCCGGCUGCCAACAAGCUCAUCUCCAGUCCGCCACCGAGGCUUUCAGCACCAGCAAGCCGGCCGGCAACAGCAUGAACGCCCACAUCGCGAUCGUCACGGUCGUUUUCGUGGUGCUGUUCGCGGCGUGGCUCUUCUUCACGUACAGGCGCGCCGAGGACUGCUUCCAGGGCGUGGCGACGAGGCUGGCGGCGACGCAGCACUACGCCGUGGUGCCGGACGAGGCGAUGCGGCGCGCCACCGUCGAGGCGUUCCUGGCCGAGAUGGCCAACGAGAAGCCCAUCCGGUUCACGGCACGGCAGCUCGCCGGGUUCACGCGCGGCUACUCGGCGCGGCUCGGCGCCGGCGGGUUCGGGACCGUCUACAGGGGCGCUCUCCCCAACGGGCUCCCCGUGGCCGUCAAGGUGCUCCGCUGGGGUGGUCUCGACGGCGGGAAGACCUCCGAGGAGCAGUUCAUGGCGGAGAUGGGCACCAUCGGGCGGACGCACCACAUCAACCUCGUCAGGCUCUUCGGCUUCUGCUUCGACGACGCCGCUCGCGCGCUCGUGUACGAGUUCAUGGACAAAGGCGCGCUAGACUCCUGCCUCUUUGACCCGGCGCAGGUCAUCGGCAUCCCCGCGUUGCGCGACAUCGCUCUCGGCGUGGCCAGGGGUCUCCGGUACCUCCAUGAGGAGUGCCAGCAGAAGAUCAUUCACUACGACAUCAAGGCCGGCAACGUGCUUCUUGAUGGCAGCCUCACGCCCAAAGUUGCCGACUUCGGGCUUGCGCGGCUGGUGAACCGGGCAGACACGCACGUGUCUUUGUCUUGUGUCCGUGGCACCCCCGGGUACACCGCGCCGGAGAUGUGGAUGCAAUCGGGUAUCACGGAGAAGUGCGAUGUGUAUAGCUUCGGCAUGCUCCUGCUGGAGAUCGUCGGCCGGAGGAGGAACUUCGAUGAGGCGGCACCGGAGAGCCAGCAGUGGUUCCCCAUGUUGGCAUGGACCAAGUACGAGAAGGGUGAGCUGAUGGAGCUCGUGGUGCCGCCGGCGCUGGGCCACGGUAACGACAACGAAGACCCUGGUCCUGCUGUGGCUCCGGCAGAUGAUCAGCCGCUCUACUGGGAGCUGGCGGAGAGGAUGUGUAAAGUGGCGUUCUGGUGCGUGCAGCCGGUGCCGCAGGCGAGGCCGCCCAUGGGCGCGGUGGUGAAGAUGCUCGAGGGUGAGAUGGAUAUUGCUCAUUUACCGAACCCGUUCCAGCAUCUCAUGGCGUCAACGCCGGUGGCAAACUUUUGGACGACAAUGGCAAGCUACAUAAGCACUACGGCAGUGUCCACGAAUGGUGGUGUGUCUCGAGGUAGCAAUGAGAUCGUUUCGCUUUGAUGCUUUUGUGUAGCCCAGUCAUCAUCAGUCAGAUCAGAGAGACCUCUUCAAUAUUAUCUACGACAAACAGCAAAAUGUGUGAUGUACAGCACCAUAUCUCCCAUAUUUAAUGCCCUUUUUCGGUUGAAUCACCUCAACUGGUCAUGUACAUUUUGUUCGAGUCUACGACUUAAUCCAAUCGUUUCUCUCA